AAAGUGUUCAUAAACCAAGUGAAAGUCAGAAAGACCCAUCGCCGUGAAUUGGCGCGCCACGAACCCCCUCUCGACCCUAGUAAAGCUUUCCGGAGUUUCUGUUACAAUCACCGAACUGACAGUCUCCUUCUCACUCACGCUUAACACAAGCUAACCAGUGGCGGCCGCCGGUCUCUGUUUCUGAAGUGACAAUGGUCUGGAGUCUGCUCCCGGUUGAUCCUCACUCCGGUGAAGAAAAAUACUACAUCUAUAGAAAGGGAACCUACAAAGUUGGCCGCAAAGGUUGUGAUAUAGUAAUCAGCAAAGACAAAGGAGUUUCAAGGGUCCAUGCAGAAAUCAUUGUUGAUGAAAUGAUUUCAAUGAGUAGACUUCCCGGAGGAUCCAACAUAUUAUCUCGUGUUAGGAUUAAAGACAGUUCAAAGUAUGGUACAUUCAUCAACAAGAACCAUGCGUCUAAUGAAAAGGUUCAUGAGCUACCCAGCAAAGAAACCACUUUAAAAGACGGGGACGUGGUUUGCUUUGGAACUGGUAAUGCAGCGUAUAGGUUUUCUUUUGUCCCCUUCGUCGUUUAUAAUAUGUUCUGUUCUGAGCCCCUUGCUGUUCGAGGCAAAGUGUCAUCAAUUGGUUAGUGCCUCUGCCCUUUCAGAUUGAAGGUCAUAAUUUUAUUUCUUCCAGGCCAUGAAAUAAAGUUUUAACUGUUUUCCUUUUUCGAAGUUCUACCCUUGUGUGCACUGCUUGGUUACUAAAUGGAUUCAAAAGCGAUUGUUAUCAGUGGUCUAUAGAGUGGGGUUUAGAAAUAAAAUAACUAUCUGUUUCGUAAAACCCUGCUUUCGGGAGAAACUUUGUAGUAAUUUGUCUUUCAUAUGGAAACUGUUGCUUUUGCUCUUUUGACCUUAGCCUCCCCUUUUGUAACAUGGAAAACAGGGAGAUGUUAAAGUGUACAUAGUUGUCGUAGUAUAAACAUGUUCGUUCAAUCGCCUAAAAUUUCAUUUGUCAGUAAUGUGGGCAAAUAGUGGAUUAAGGCUGUUCUCAUGCUAGUUGUUGGAAGUAGAUUUCAAUUGUGAAGUUUGGGUAUUGGAUCCUCUUAGAUCUGCUAUCAUUGGGUCAGAGACUCUAUCCAUGGAAAGAUAACUGUUUGAUGCAGUUAAAGACUCCAGCAUGUAGUACUUGCAAAAACCAUAAAGUGAAAGAAGUGACAUCUGAUUUAGCAGUUAGGAUACGUCAUAAGGAAAUAAAUGGAAUAAUAUGAAAGUAAAAACGAUGCUUAUUCUGAUGCCAUUUGCCAAGAUAAUUUAUUGGUUUCGGUGCAGUGUUAAGCUGGACAGCAGCAAUUGUUUGACUGUCGAUCUAUGAAGUUGCAUCUAUUACUAUGGCCAAGACUCAUCAUGUUUUCGUUGGCUAGUUAUCUGUUUCUUUUUACUUGGUUUCUGACAACCGUGGAAGCUAUAUGACAAAAUUACUAAUGAAUUUAUGCACUCAUACUAUAGGUGCCUGUACCACUAUUGAGUUAAGCGAUGAGUGCACACAUGUAUUAACUGAUCAGCUCGCGCCAGUUAGUGAACCUCUGAUUGAUGCUAUUGUGGCAAAAAAACCAAUUACGCUCAUGAGCUGGCUGGAGGUAAUGCAUAUGCAAUGCUUCUUCCACGUUUGAUACUGCUCUGAACCUGAUAGCAUUAAGCAGUGACAUUAAUAGUUAAGCAAUAGCCUGUGAAGAAAGCAAGGAAACUACUUCGAAUUACCUAAUUCACUAGUGGUAUCAGAAUGGAAAUCAUAGCAUCUUCUGCAGUUGUUGCCAAUGAAAAUCACCCUACUAGAUGAAUAAUGUCUGUGAUCUAUCAAACCACAGGUGUUGUCUUGCAUAUAAGAGUUCUUCAUUCUCUUUACCCAUGUUGUAUAAGGCACACUUGCUUAUUAUCGUAACAAGUUAAUGGCUUUAAAACCUGCUAAAUGCCCCAGGAGAAAUUUUAUUUUCUAGAAAAUUCUAGAAGGAGGUGAUCUCAGUUAGUUAUGUCCAAUGUAUGAUGAACUAUCAGAGUGGUAAUAGAAAGUCUCUCAUCAU
Linum trigynum is the source of this 2059-nucleotide messenger RNA. The record is from the annotation of a GenBank genome assembly. Lineage: Eukaryota; Viridiplantae; Streptophyta; Magnoliopsida; Malpighiales; Linaceae.